Molecule: messenger RNA, 1878 nt
Organism: Danaus chrysippus (African queen)
Lineage: Eukaryota; Metazoa; Arthropoda; Insecta; Lepidoptera; Nymphalidae
Source: the annotation of a GenBank genome assembly
AUGCCUUCCGGUGUGAUAUUCAUGAUUUAUAUACCAUCAAGUAACUACGAACACAUCUUGAAGUUCGGUAAACGUAGUGAUUUGAUAUCGAUUCAUGAUGAAGAGACACCGCGCUUGGAGGUUCAACUGCGUUAUAAAAAAGAAAAGAAUAUACCGAUACAUUUGACUCAGCACCACUACGAUGUUUUCAGAACAACCCUGGAAAAUAUAACGGAAAAUGAUGAAUUCUUUACUAUGGAAAGCAUUCUACAGGAGUUGCUAAGAAAGCUCGAUGUGGAACAAGCGAUAUGGGUCAGUGAUAAGCCAAAGAACUACUACGAAGUCGUGUUCCCCCUACCGACGGGAGACCAGUGCGAAACCAUGCUGCAUUGUCUCACGCAAUUGGGCAUUGGAGUUCGUAAUAAAUCUAUCGUUAACGUACUACCGUGUAAUGUAGUGCACGCCGCUUCAGAUCACGAAAUUGAAGACGAUGAGUCACUGCUAAGGAAAAAUGAGGAAGCAAAACGUUGGCGCAAUUUCGUCGAAUCAAUCAGAUCUAAAUUGACAGUUAAACAGGUAGUGGACGGAGUCAGGGGUGGAGGUGAAUUGUCAUUUGACUAUCUCACUUUGAUUAUUACUGCCGAUUCCUUGGCAGCUUUGGGCCUUGUAGAAAACAAUGCAUCAAACAUAGUAGCCGCAAUGUUGGUUUCCCCGCUAAUGGGCCCCGUCAUGUCAAUUACGUUUGGUACAAUCAUUGCUGAUAGAAAUCUAGUGAGAAGCGGCUUCGAGAGCCUUAUAUUGGGCAUGUUCCUAUCUCUAUUAUUCGGUUUUAUUUUUGGGCUCAUUCUGGGAACGACGGAAAUGCCCUGGGGUUUUGGUGAUUGGCCCACAGAAGAAAUGAAGUCAAGAGGUAAUGUGCGGUCAUUAUGGAUGGGCGUCCUUUGGGCUUUGACCUCUGGGACAGGUGUAGCCCUCGCCCUACUUCAAGGCAGCGCUGGCCCGCUGAUAGGCAUCGCAAUAUCUGCGUCUUUGUUACCACCAGUCGUUAAUUGUGGCUUAUUCUGGGCACUGGCUUGUAUAUGGUUGUUGUACCCGGGCGUUAAAAUUCCACACAUCAAAGGAGAGCCUUAUUCUGGUAAUUCGUCUUACGUCCCACUUUAUCAUGACUACUUGCCAAUAGAGUUCGCUGUCAAUGGUAUUGUAAGCUGUUGUCUCACAAUAGUGAACGUCAUCUGUAUAUUCAUAACGGCUAUUAUAUUUUUGAAAAUAAAAGAAGUGGCAGCCCCGUAUACAUCGACGCCGGACUUGAGACGUUUCUGGGAACAAGAUAUUAAGGUGGCGAGGGAAGCCAACCGAGCAAACUUACAGCAGGCUGAAGAUGAUGAAAGAACUGAAUUGGUGUUAGAAGAUUUAAAUCACAGUGAUGAAGGAGUAAAAGAAAAACUGGAAGCGGCCGUCCAAGAAGCACUUGACGACGAAACUUAUAGAAAAGUCAAAAGAAUGAGCUACCAAAGUCACAAUGCUGAUGAGGUAAUCCGAACGAUCGGUCUUCACCCUCGUUCUCCGCCAUCGACCCGGUCUAGUGCGAUUGGUUCAGGGGUAGCCACCCCUCAUAAUAAGGGCUCGAAUGUCAAUGACAUCGCAACACUAGACAAACUACUCACAUCGUUGCUAGGCCUACAGAAUAAAAGGCCGAGAUCAUUCAGGUCCCAUUUUGGAACUCCAAGAGCGAGCAGGCUGCCUACGUUGCAGGAGUUUGGACAAAAUAGACGCAUAGAAUCCUGGCCGGAGAAAAUAUUUGAGGAUAGCGUAGUCAGAAAUGUCAUUAGUAAUUUGAGAGCUAGUAAGAGAAAUUCAAAAAUGUCAGCAACUGACGAACAAUUUUUAACGCCAAAAUAA